GGACCAUCAGAUUGGAGGAUCCGAGAGAACAGGCACCGCACUGCUUGGAAAUAUACGACGGCCAGGUUUCCGGGAUGACCCACUCGCUUGAACGCGAGGGGCUACCCUCUCAUCCUACCUGGCAAGGCGUGCACGGCGUCAAGCGGGCAGCGCACGCUGGCUGCGAAACACUGGGCAACGAAGCCAAGCUGGAUGUAUGGCCAACCACGCAGCACAGUGAGCCACUGCGUCUCUCGGCCCGGCGCCUGGACCCAGAGAACACGACCCUCCCAACAUCCGCAGCAGUGCCUCUGGCACGUGGUGUGGCUGCGGGACUCGCCCCAGGAGUGUGGCGAGCCAGUGUGGUAAGCGCGGCUGCUGCACGGCGGCAGCGGCGUGCGAGGGCAGUCGAGUCGGCCGACAACCUCGUCAAAAGGCUCGUGAAGGCGAAUCGCGUCUUGCAGGAGCAGCUGGAGGAGCUCCAGGCGGUCGUCGGCGACGACUCCGAGCUCUCGGCGCGGCUCCUGCUUGUGGUCCCAAUGCUCGCGGCGGCGACUACAGGCAGAGUGGCGAGUAAGCUGCAGAUUGCGCGGCGGAACACGGC
Molecule: messenger RNA, 583 nt
Organism: Prorocentrum cordatum
Lineage: Eukaryota; Dinophyceae; Prorocentrales; Prorocentraceae
Source: the annotation of a GenBank genome assembly